Messenger RNA from Ilex paraguariensis (yerba mate), 1862 nucleotides. The record is from the annotation of a GenBank genome assembly. Lineage: Eukaryota; Viridiplantae; Streptophyta; Magnoliopsida; Aquifoliales; Aquifoliaceae.
CUGGCAAACCGAACCAGAAACAUUCUUGAAAAACACGCUUGCCCACAUUCCCUCAGAUCUCUUCUAAGAUUUCUCACCCCUUCCUCGUUUUUUAUCCCAUUCUCUGUCUUCCCCCACUCUGUGGGACUCUUUUGCUUCUCCAUUUCUCUCGAUAUUUGCCAUCUACUGCCUUUUCUCCUUUGCCUAACUUCCUCUUUUGUCUUUUUUUGACUCUCGAUCAAAGUGACCAUCACUCUCAUUAGCACAAUCUGGCGCAAUUCAAGCACUCACAACUGAAUUGAAGGAUCCACCAUUCAAGUUUCACCUUCUCAUCAAAUUCAUGGAUUGUGUUUGAUGCGAGAAGGGUUUUAUUGGAUUUGGUGUACCGGAAAAUAACAACCCAGAAGGCGAAAUUCGAGAUAGUUUUCUUGUCAACAUAGAGUCGACGGCUGUCCAAUGGAUGAAGGCAAAGAUCAGACAGUUAGGACAAACCAACAUAGAGCUUUGCCUCAAAGGCUGCUUCAAUUACUUGUUCUGUUUCUAGUUUUGUGUUUUGCCUUUUCUGUGGUUAGCGUAUACUUGAUUCGGCACUUUGGAGUUCAAAAUGAAGUUGCCACAGUAAGGCCCAAUUUACAGCCGUGUAUUGAAGAACUGAAUAGUUUAGACCGUUGGAUUAGACCUCCAUCCAAUUUACUUCACUCAAUGAAUGACAAAGAGCUCCUUUGGAGAGCAUCUCUUGUACCGCGAAUAAAGAAGUAUCCGUUCACAAGAGUUCCGAAGAUUGCAUUCAUGUUUUUGACCAAGGGGCCAUUGCCAUUGGCACCUCUUUGGGAGAGGUUUUUCAAGGGGCAUGAGGGGCUUUAUUCGAUAUAUACUCAUUCGCUGCCAUCGUUUCAAGCCGAUUUCCCAUCUACGUCAGUUUUUCACAGGCGGCAAAUACCAAGUCAGGUGUCAGAAUGGGGGAAGAUGAGCAUGUGUGAUGCUGAGAGAAGGCUUGUUGCUAAUGCUUUGCUCGAUAUCUCCAAUGAAUGGUUUGUUCUCCUGUCUGAAUCUUGUAUUCCCCUCUACAAUUUUAGUGUCAUCUAUUCCUACAUAAAGAAAUCGAAAUAUAGCUUCAUUGGUGUGUUCGAUGACCCUGGGCCACAUGGGAGAGGCCGCUAUAAUGAGUACAUGUUACCUGAAGUGAACAUUACCCAGUGGCGUAAAGGAUCGCAAUGGUUUGAAAUUAACCGAAAGCUCGCAUUUUACAUAGUGGAAGACACAACCUUUUAUCCCAAGUUUGCUGAGUUUUGUAAGCCAGCAUGUUACGUGGACGAGCAUUAUUUCCCCACCAUGCUAACGAUUCAAGCUGCUAAUCUCAUAGCAAAUCGAAGUAUCACUUGGGUGGACUGGUCGAGGGGUGGAGCUCAUCCAGCUACGUUUGGAAGAGCUGAUAUCACAGAGGAAUUCAUGAAGCGAAUCCUUCAAGCUCAUAGCUGCACUUACAAUGACCAGAACUCCUCAGUUUGUUUUCUUUUCGCGAGGAAAUUUGCUCCAAGUGCCUUGGAACCUCUGUUCUUGUUAGCACCGAAGUUUUUAGGUUUCUGAUUGCGUCCGACUCUUGAAAUUUUGAACUGAAAAUUGAAACUGUCAAAGAAGGGUCCUUCGGAGCAUCUGAGAUUAUGCAAGAUCCAUUCUUUUUUGCAUUAACAUGUUGGCUGCUGCUGCUGCUGCUUUUAUACUUAUGAACAGUGUCCAAGUGCUAACAUUUUUGGAUGUACAUAAAUUAGAGCCUGGGAAUAGCAUAGUAAAUACAUUUCUUUUAUCCAAGCUUAGAAAAUUUGAAGUUAUAGCCUCUUACAAGUUUUGCUCCUUGUGCAAUAAUAUUUCCUUCUAUCUGCUGC